AAUAAAGUACUUGUUGUCUUGAGAACAGUUUAUUCUACAGUUACUGGUUACAUUAACCGUGAGUUUGGACGAAACGAAAAUUCAGACAUGAAUUUCCACAAUCCUAAUAUUUUGAAUUCAACAAUCCGUCUUACUGAGUUGUACGAUGUUGUAUCAUCAGAGGGAAUUCGCACCGCACAAUUCAAGACUGGUGUUUUGCUGCACGUGUGUACAAAAAGAUUGAGGACAUAUCCACACUAUCCCAACAUAGUUCCAUGUAUCCAUGCUGCAGGCGGUUACGUGGUGCAUCACACAGCUUUCACGAUUGUGGCUGAGUGGGUGGAGGAGAACGUGCAGCUGAGUGACACCAUAUCUCAGGUUGUCCAGUGUGCUUUCAAAAUUCUGGAAGUGUACAAACUCCACAGUCGACCCAUCAAAAUAGCAUUAUCAGCUGGGACGUUCGCCAAAAUGAGACUAGGAGAUGAAGAGCAUCAGGUUUGUGCUGUCAUUGGCCCGGCUGUGGAAGAGAUACGAUCGGCUGAAGCGCUGCUCGACCAUGGCGACUUCAUUCUGUGCCCUGAAGCAUGGCGGCACUGCGACAGACAAAACCUUACUGUCGAAAAUAUUGAAAAUGAAGAAGCUGUCAAGGUGCAAUACAGCAAGGAACAGCAAAGUGUCUCGGUGGAAGACCGGCGCCGUUACAACGUUGACAUCCAUAUGCCGAGAAACCUGAAAAAAGCAUACCUGUUAACAAAUGUUGAGAGAGACCGUGUCAUCCGUAAGUUUAUGAUGCAAACAGCCCUGAACAAGAUACAUGAAAACUGGCAAUGGACAACCCUCCCAGACAUAUGGCCUGCUACCAUCAUGUUUGUGAAUCUGCAAUUCGUGCAGACUCGGACGGAUCUGGGAUUCAGUCGUCAUAAAGGCAGUGAAAUUAUUGCAGAGCAAAUGUUCAGCUGCCGUGGGGAAAUCUGCAACGUCUUCUUUUUUGACGAGGGCUGUAUCUUUGUGUGUGCUGUUGGCUUACCUGGGGAUAAGAGACCGGAUAAGACUGCUCAAGCACUGCAGGCUGCCUACCGGAUACAUGAGACGUGCCGCAAAGAAAUCGACAGUGUUUUGGGUAUCUCUAUAGGUGUAGCUACAGGAAGAGUCUUGUACGAGUUUGAGCAGACUCCUUUGAGAAAAGAAUACAGAGUGUCCGGAGAGAAAGUGUAUCUGGCUGCAGACUUGUCGAUGGACUACCCAGGGAUUGUGUCAUGUGAUGUAACGACCAAACUUUACUCCAUGCUGCCUCUUUCAACCUUAGUGCCUCAAGGGAGGAUCAGUCAGCUUGAGAAUGUGUGCUAUCGUGACGAUAUAAAUCAGAUGCUUGCUAAUAAAGCUGCCGUAUCAUCCGGGGGGAUUGAUGGCAGGCGAUUGGCUUUAGCUAACAUGCAGACAAUGGAGCCACUUGAGGAGAUGGUGGUGAAAUAUGCCUCUGCUAUUGGCUACACCUUCACCAUUGAGAUGCUGAAGCACAUGCUUCCUCAUAUGAGGGAACAUGAGCUCGCAAUCCCCCUAAGAUCACUGUUUAGAGCGGGCAUCUUCAAGUGUUCCUCAAAGCCCAGGAACGUCUCAUUAACCCAGACCUGUUACUGUGAGAACAUCUGCAAAGAGUACACUUGGUUCUCAAUGGAUCCUGUGUGGACGUGUCGGCAGAUGAGUUUCUGCAACAAUGAUGAAAUGGAGAUGGUACAUAAGCUGACAGAGAGGAAUAAGGGCCUACUUUGUUCGAUCCACAUGACAUGUGCAAACUACCUGGAGAAAAAGACCUACCGCUGCAGCAAGUGCGAUGACAGGAGUUUCAUAUUUGAACACAAAAGAGCCACAGAUGACAGUAGCGAGCAUCUCCAGGAGAUCUACAAGGCAAUACGGCCUUAUGAGAUCUUUCGUAGCCAGGGCAUUUGCUCUCGAAAUCAGGUGUACCCAACUGAAAGAAAUUGUAAUGAUACAAAGAACAUCCUGGCCAAGGUGAAUUCAGUACCGAUGGAAGUGCGUCAUAGGAUGACUGCAGGCAGCUGCGAGUGUGCUCAGCUAGUGGAGACAGUACUCAUCCCUAGAGUGAGACACUGGAGGUUUGCAGGAGACGUGCCCAGGACAUUUUACUACCUGUUGGAGAGUGCAGCUGCCUGUGUAUAUCUUCAGAAUGAUCCUAGGGCGUUGGAGUAUUUGACUGAGGCCAGGUCCAUUCUAGAAAAUUUAAAAGGAGGGAGGUCUGCGUUUCCGUCAGCAGAUCCUGGAGAAGUAAAAAUCUGUGAAUUUCAGCAAGCAUUUAUGCAUCGGCUCACGGGAGAGAUUCAGUUUAAAGCAGGGAAAAUUCUGGAGGCAGAAGAGAAUUUUAAGAAAGCCUUGAAGAUCCUGAACUGCAAACUGCCUCGCAGUUCUGUUGCACAAUCCUUUAAGCUCAUAUACGAAAAGAUGAAGAAACUCCAUUACCGGUCCAAACAGUUCCAGAUCCCAGAGAAAAGAAAGCUGGACCGUCUGCAGGAAUGCAUUGAUUGUCUGUCUUUCCUGUGGCAAAUCGGCUGCAUGUGUGGCCAGCUCAGGAGUGCAUCACUGGCCAUCACCAUGGAAAUCAAUCUUGCCUUCCAGAGCGCCAGUCCGUUCAAGAUCCUCUGCUCCGCCAUCGACUAUCUCAAGUACAGUCAGUUUAUUGGCGAGGAGAGUGAGUGCAAGCGUCUCGAAGCCUUCCUGUGCAGGACUUGUGCCAGCCUGUCAGACCAUCCUGAGGGACGGAGGCUGAUCAGCCGCUUGACUCCAACCCUUGCCGCCGUUAAAAUGUGCACAGGGGACCUGGAGCAGUCCAUCGAGUGCACUGUUUGAGCUCAGAAGCUGGGUGAAGUUCUGAACAGACCCGGUUUGGACAUGAGGACAACAGUUGCAUUAGAUCUUCCUCUGCUCCUCACUGACAGGAAUUGCAUUCAGACCAUUCGAGGAGUGUUUGGCAUUUGUGGAAGAGUCUCGGCCAGAUGUGAACCUGAAAAGAGUCUGAUGCUGCAUCUUUACUCUGCAGUGGCUCUGUGGUAUGCACGGCUGGCAAAUUGGGAAAAGUUUGCAGUCCUCUUUGAUAAGGCGUAUAAUGUUUAUGCUCAGAUUCCAACCUCCACUGAGUCCAUCAGUGGUGUGGUCAUGCUCCUGGAGUGCAGCGUCCUUCUUUUCAGGAAAGAACUGACUGAAUGCAACCGUCAAAGAAGUAUUACUUUAAAAGAGCACAAAAGGUUUUUUUUUUUAAAAAGCUUUCAUUCAGAUUUUUAAAAAUGUGUGGCAUCAGAACUGAGACAAAAACGGAUAACAGUCUUUUACUGUGAACCUGUAUGGAGAGUUUUGUUAACUUGGUCUAUUUGUGUGUGUGUGUAUAUAUAUCUAUAUCUUGUGGUGAGACACAAAAAAAAGAACACUAAACCAAUAAAAGUAAUAAAAGCACUGGUGUUUUAA
Messenger RNA from Ictalurus punctatus (channel catfish), 3453 nucleotides. Its product is annotated as adenylate cyclase type 10. The record is from RefSeq and is a predicted model, not a curated record. Lineage: Eukaryota; Metazoa; Chordata; Actinopteri; Siluriformes; Ictaluridae. Bases 88 to 2841 code for a protein of 917 amino acids. The transcript is spliced from 23 exons. Gene Ontology annotation, molecular function: adenylate cyclase activity. Gene Ontology annotation, cellular component: cytoplasm.